CUUCGUUUCCUCUCUCUCUCUCUCUCUCUCUGUUUCUGUCUGUCUCGAUCUCAACCGGCUUCGCUCUCCACCUCUCUCUCUCUCCCUCUUUCAAUCGAUCUCCGGGCGAGGCCACUGGAUGUUCACCGAUUUCCCUAUUCAUCAGCCUCCCUUCAUCCUCCCGGCGGUCUUCACCAUCGGCCCGCGCGUCGACAGCGACGAGGCCCUGCUCAAGUUUGCCAAGCUUAUCUCUCCCCAUGACAAGCAGUCGAACCACGUCGUCGAGCUCGUCCAGGGCGUCGUCGAGGGCGAGACCCGCGUCCUCGCUGGGUCGAUGACCAUGGAGGAGAUCUUCAAGGGGACUAAGGAGUUUAAGAUGGAGGUUUUCGAUAAGGUGCAGUUGGAGUUGGAUCAGUUUGGGCUUCAUAUUUACAAUGCCAAUUUUAAGCAGUUGGUUGAUGUGCCUGGGCAUGAGUACUUCUCUUACCUUGGGCAGAAGAUCCAGAUGGAGGCUGCUAAUCAAGCCAGGAUCAAACCAACAUUGGUGAUAGAGGCAUUAACCUGAGUGGUAGGCGGAAGCAACGUGUGCAACUUGCCAGGGCACUUUAUCAAGAUGCAGACAUUUAUUUACUUGACGAUCCCUUCAGUGCUGUUGAAGUGUUGAUGCACACACUGGGUCCGAACUAUUCAAGGAAUUCCUAAUGACAGCGCUAGCCACGAAGACUGUGAUUUUCGUAACCCACCAAGUUGAAUUUUUUCCUGCUGCUGAUAUGAUACUGGUAUGGAUUCAUCUUUUGGUCUAUUCUGCAUAUGGUAUGUUGUAGAAGAUUUAUGGUGAUAUGGACUUCUUAUGACGUGUAAAGUCUUAUCAUAGCAAGGUUGCCUUUUUCUAUAUAAAAAAGUU
Messenger RNA from Rhododendron vialii, 883 nucleotides. Its product is annotated as flotillin-like protein 2. The coding region runs from base 119 to 544 and encodes 141 amino acids. Gene Ontology annotation, biological process: protein localization to plasma membrane. Gene Ontology annotation, cellular component: plasma membrane; plasma membrane raft. The record is from RefSeq and is a predicted model, not a curated record. Lineage: Eukaryota; Viridiplantae; Streptophyta; Magnoliopsida; Ericales; Ericaceae. The transcript is spliced from 3 exons.